UGAAUUUAUUCAAUGAAUUCAUAGCAUAUUAUAAUCCUACUCUCAUCAACAGCUUCGAUAUGCAUGCUACACUGCAUUUAUGAAUGUGAAAGUAAGUGGAUUAUUUUUCAUGUGCAGAGAUGCCGAAGACAACGUAAAUAUCAACAUUCCACUGUCCAUUGUUCACGCAAAGCAUCAUGCAUGUCAAUAUUCAAUCAAUAUUUUUACCGUUGGCUUUGCAUAUGAGGAUAGAGUAAUGUGAUCUCUUCAAGACUCUGCAGGAUGUUCAGAUGCAUCAUGUAUGUUUCCAUCUUACUAUUUUGAUGUGUAUUUGAUCGAUGUAUCUCAUCCCCUUUUUAACAUCAGGGUUCUAAAGAUAUUAUAGUUAUGUGCUAUUUGAAUGUCCGAACACCACAAAGGAAAACAAAUGACUUCCGUUGUAAAACCACUCUGCAACUAACACAGGAUACAGUGAAGCACGGUGUAGCCAUCUUGUUAUUCACAACCCUAUUAAUGUGACAUGAGCUGUGUGCUCACAAUGCAGGGGCCUCAGACGCCCUCUGACUGUGUUGUUGAGUUGAGCUAUUCAGCCUCUAUAAUUUAGACUCAAGACUUAAAAGGAUGGCCAGAUAUGACCGUUGGUUUAGUUGAUAGUUAAAAAAAAGAAGGAAAAUGUUGUAUUACAAAGACACACUCCUCUGUUCAUAUAGCCUAUGUGUGUUGAUUUCAAAAUAACCAUGCAUUCGUGUGGGAUUGUGUGGAUGUAUUUUGCAGGUAUGUCCAUAUAAUACCUCUCUAUACGACCAUGUUUUUGUCCAUGGAGCAGUGUACCUCUCACAGUUGGUGCAUUCAGUUUGUGAACCGGCCACCAGCUGGCUCUCUCUGUCCGAGGCUGGCGGAACAACCAUAACAAACGAGCCCAUCGGCUGAUAGGUCAUUUAAACCCCACGGUACAUGGGACGUGUAGUUCUCUUUAAACGCACACAACCUCACGCUCCGGCACGGAGGACUUCCGUCUAAACUACGUCCCCCACAAUGCACCGCUCCAAUCGUAAACAUAGACCUGUCAAACAACACACACGCCAUCUUGACAGCACCCUCAAAAUGGCAGAAAGAUGCCAGCUAGAAACCGAGUCCAAAUUAAGAGUUCCGCUCUCUGCUCUUUAAAACAAAGUCGUCCGUAAACGAGUCGUUAUGGGGUCGGCGUUAGCACCGAGCCUGUGACAUGGACGUGCCGACGGCGGUGUUCAGCGCGGCCAGAGAUGGUAAGCUGAAACUUAUCCAGAAGUUGCUGAGCAACAAAAGUGCAGAGGAGCUGGAGGCUCUCGCCGAGGAGAAAACGCUGGGAGGCACCCCGCUGCUGGUCGCCUCUCGGUACGGACACCUGGAGGUGGUGGACUACCUCCUCGAGCACUGCCGAGCUCAUGUCGAACUCGGCGGGGCGGUGAACUUUGAUGGCGAGACCAUCGAGGGGGCUCCGCCGCUGUGGGCAGCCUCGGCCGCCGGUCACCUCCUGGUGGUCAGGACGCUCCUGAAACACGGCGCCUCGGUGAACAACGCGACGGUCACCAACUCCACGCCGCUGCGAGCCGCCUGCUUCGACGGCCACCUGCAGAUCGUCCGCUACCUGGUGGAGCACAGAGCCGACAUGGAGGUGGCCAACCGCCACGGACACACGUGCCUCAUGAUCUCCUGCUACAAGGGCCACAAGGAGAUCGCCAAGUUCCUCGUGGACCGCGGCGCCGACGUCAACCGCAAGAGCGUCAAGGGGAACACGGCUCUCCACGACUGCGCGGAGUCGGGGAGCCUGGACAUCAUGAAGAUGCUGCUGAAGUGCAGCGCUCGCAUGGAGCGAGAUGGAUACAGAAUGACCCCACUCCUCGCUGCGAGCGUCACGGGCCACACCAACAUUGUAGAGUAUCUCGCCCACCAGCCCCGCACCUCCCGAGAGGAACGCAUCGAUGCACUGGAACUCCUUGGGGCUACUUUUGUGGACAAGAAGCGUGAUCUCUUGGGGGCGAUGAGGUACUGGAGGAGGGCGAUAGAGCUGAGGCAACCCGGGGACAAAGCUGGAUCCCUGGCCAAGCCUCCAGCUGGCCCUCCCAUCCCCGCCUAUGGCUGUGCACAGGAGGUGAGCACUGCAGAGGAGCUGGAAGCCUUGAUCACAGACCCGGAUGAAAUGAGGAUGCAGGCUUUGUUGGUUCGAGAGCGCAUCCUGGGGCCGUCCCACCCGGACACCUCUUAUUACAUCCGUUACAGGGGAGCUGUGUAUGCUGACUCGGGCAACUUUGAACGCUGCAUCAGCCUUUGGAAAUAUGCUUUAGACAUGCAGCAGAGCAACCUGGACCCUCUCAGUCCCAUGACCGCCUCCAGUUUCCUGUCUUUUGCUGAGCUUUUCUCUUAUGUUCUUCAAGACCGGGCCAAAGGCACCCUGUCGACCCGCGUGACCUUUCACGACCUGAUGACCGUGCUGGGGAAAAGCGUGAGGGAGGUAGAGAGAGCCGUGGCGCAGAGGGACAAUCCUCCCGAGGCGCCUCAAUUCACCAAAGCGAUCUCCAUCAUCCUGCACCUCAUCUUCCUGCUGGAGAGGCUGGAGUGCAGCCCCGAGCAGGAGCACCAGAAGAAGCACACGGUGUACCGCCUGCUCAAGCUGAACCCGCGGGGUCGCAGCGGCUUCACGCCGCUCCACAUGGCCGUCGACAAGGAAACCACGUCCGUCGGCCGCUACCCCGUCGGCCGCUUCCCCUCCCCGGCGGUGGCGGCGCUGCUGCUGGAGUGCGGCGCCGACGUGGAUUCACGCGACAGUGAAAACAAUACGCCUCUGCACAUCGCGAGUAACAACGGUUCUCCGGAGAUCAUGACGCUGCUCGUGAAGGCCGGGGCUCACUUCGACGCCACCAAUGCACAGAGGAAGACGGCCUACGAGCUGCUGGACGAGCGGAGCAGCGGGCACCCGGCCCUCGCCCCGCUGAACUACGUCACCCUUCAGUGCCUGGCGGCGCGUGCCAUUGAGAAGCACAGACUGCCGUACAGGGGACUCAUCUCUGAGGAGAUGGAGGCCUUCAUUGAACUGCACUGACGUCCACUCCUGUCCCCCGAUGAGGCACCCUGCACUACCCUGUUGUGCCCCAUACCGUACUGUGAGCUGCCACCAGCUUCCUCCUCCCCGUCUGUGUCUCCUUUCGGCCUUUGCUUUGUCAGACAUCGCUUUCGCAAUAAACAUCCAAAUACAAAUCUCUGACUGACAUCAUUCUAACAUUGUCAAAAUACAAAGCGAUGGUUGAUUUUCGCUGCUAUUCAAAGCUGGUUGAAAUGUACUUUCAUGCAUUUCCCCCCCUUUUUGUCUUGUUGUGCCGGUGAAAAGGAGACUUGCAGUAUGACGCUGCUUGAGUGUGUUUGGUGGCUGGGCCGUAUGAAAGAUGAGGUUUAGUGAUACUGGAUUUAUCUGAACAAAGUAGCCAGAUAACAUGCACGAAAAAUGAAGAAAUGGUAGCUCACUUGUUUCUUUUCUGUUUUUCUUCUGCAAAUUCAUUAGGAAAGGAGGGAUUUGAACAAACUUGCUUGCUGGUGAUUUUAGCUGAUUCUACUUUCUGUAAACCGUCUUAUGUUUCUUUGAUAUGGGAAGGUGUUUGAACUUUCUGUGCCACAUGUCAGCCACGGAGCGAUGUUCUGUUACAGUCUACUGGGGGAAACAUGGGAAGCAACUAAUUAUCUACCUAAUUCUAAGCAGAAGUAAAGUGGUGGCGCACAUGAAGAAGAUCCAGGACGUCUGUGGUAUCCCUUGUGAGCAUCUCCACACACACACAUUACCUAUGCAGUUUGUGAUACGCCAAUCAGAGGCACAUUUUUCAAGCAAAAAUUCAUUACGUGAACCGAUUCCACAUGGGGUUAUCCUUCAGUUUGACAUGCUUAUCUCAAUAUGGUAAUAGAUCAAACGGGUGAUGGGUAUCUCCUGAACUCACGAACAACGAAUGUUUUCUUUGCAUUUCUGCCUAAAGUGUGCCUACGGCCCUCGAUUCGGGUUGAUGACGACAUCGACUGAUGCAUCCAAUUUACUCAGGCAAAGAAGCAGCAGCAGAACGAGGACAUAUUGUGAAGAGCUGCACAGAGCUUGAGCCUCUUGUUGGUUUCUGUGGGGGAAAUCCUCAAGUAAACUGGAAUCAUGAGUCAAUUCUCUUUUGGAGUGAAUUUUCCCUUUAACCUCAAGUGCAGUACACAGAAAUGGAUCGGCUGUUUCUGCGUCUUAGUCUUACUAUUAAUAGUCUCUAGUUUUAUUUGUCUGUCUGUGCGAGGCACACGGAGAGGCUCUAAAUCCUAAAUGGAACACUUACAUUGAGGCUGUGAACCGUCUCUGCCUUUCUCUCUCGCAACCCAUUCAUAACUCAAGAAGUGAGUUCGAGAUACUUGAAUAGAAUUUAGUAUCGCAACAUAUUCUUUGUGUGCUUGCAUGUGUGGGUGAUAUUAGAUUUGCUGUGUCUUUUCUACAUGUUGGAAAAUUGUAUGUUGAAUUGUUUGUGAUUUGAAAACUAGGCACUAUCUAAAAAUUGAAAAGGA
Messenger RNA from Pseudoliparis swirei, 4533 nucleotides. It is a transcript of the gene fem1a, whose product is annotated as fem-1 homolog a. Lineage: Eukaryota; Metazoa; Chordata; Actinopteri; Perciformes; Liparidae. The record is from RefSeq and is a predicted model, not a curated record. The transcript has a single exon. Gene Ontology annotation, molecular function: protein binding. Bases 1205 to 3058 code for a protein of 617 amino acids.